Hyaloscypha bicolor E is the source of this 756-nucleotide messenger RNA. RefSeq names its product NAD(P)-binding protein. The record is from RefSeq and is a predicted model, not a curated record. The coding region runs from base 1 to 756 and encodes 251 amino acids. NCBI's taxonomy places the organism in Eukaryota, Fungi, Ascomycota, Leotiomycetes, Helotiales, Hyaloscyphaceae. Gene Ontology annotation, molecular function: oxidoreductase activity, acting on NAD(P)H, oxygen as acceptor. The transcript is spliced from 4 exons. Gene Ontology annotation, cellular component: intracellular anatomical structure.
AUGUCGGAGCCGAAAAGCAUCAUACUCACAGGCGCGAGUCGAGGCAUUGGUCUCGCGAUCGCGAGGUUUCUUUUGAAGGAGGGACAUAGGAUGUUUCUGGUUGCGAGGAGUGAGGAGCCAUUACAGAAGUUGAAGGGGGAAUUUGAGAGGCAGGUUGAGUUUCUGACGGCUGAUUUGAGUGAUUUUGAGGUUGGACCAAGAGUAGUAUCUCUCGCUCUCAAAGCCUUCUCCCGCAUCGACGCUCUCAUCAUAAACCACGGAACCCUAAGUCCAGUAACCCGAAUCGCAAACUGCGACCCAAAAGAAUGGCGAGCAGCUUACGACGUGAACUUCUUCAGUGCUGUUGCAUUCAUCAAACCAGCACUCCCUUCCCUCAGACAAUCUCACGGUCGCAUAAUCCUCACCUCCUCCGGCGCAGCAACAACCGCAUACUCCACCUGGGGCGCCUACGGCUCCUCAAAAGCAGCACUACACCAUCUAGCUAUGACGUUAGUAUCUGAAGAGCCUGACAUUGUGACGAUUUCUCUCAGACCCGGGGUUGUAGAUACGGAGAUGCAGGUUGAAGUGAGAGGGCAUAAGAGCCUGAUGGAUGAGAAGGAUGCAGACAAGUUCAGGACGCUGUUUGAGGAGGGAAAGUUGUUGAGGCCGGAGCAGCCGGGGAAUGUGAUGGGGCGGUUGGCGGUGCGGGCGGGGAGGGAGUUGAGUGGUAAGUUUCUGAAUUGGAAUGCACCAGAGCUUGAGGGGUAUCAAGAUUGA